CCCCCCCUCUCUCGCUCGGUUUUCCUGCCGGGCUGCUGCGUUGCGCGCUGCGGGGCCACACUGCGACCGCACCGAGGAGGAAGAGGAGAAAAGCCGCGGCGUUGAAGGGGGGGCCAUCCGGAGCCAGAGCGGCGGAGCGCCACGAAGAAGGAGAAGAAGAAGGAGAAGAGGAGGAGGAGGAGGAGGAGGCUGUGAGGAUAAAAAAAAAAAAAAAAAAAAAGCGGAGAAUUCGGAGACGCGGCAGCGGCGGCGGCGGCAGAAGGCGGAGACGCGUCACACACCGCGCUGUUCUGUUCCUCCCUCCAUCUCUGAGUCCGAGUCCAGGAGAGCCGAAGAGGAGCUCCGAGCCGAGCAGGAGGACGCGCACAGGACAUCUUCGGGGAAUCUCGGAGCGACGCGGCGUCGGAAACCUCCCCCCCUCCCCCCCGGACCAGGGCCGAUUCUCCGUGUUUCAGCAGGCAGCGGCGCGGCGACACCAUGAAGGACCGUACGGCGGAACUGCGAAGCGCUAAGGACAGUGACGAUGAUGAGGAGGUGGUGCAGGUGGACAGGGACCACUUCAUGGACGAGUUCUUCGAGCAGGUGGAGGAGAUCCGAGGCUGUAUAGAGAAGCUGUCGGAGGAUGUGGAGCAGGUCAAGAAGCAGCACAGCGCCAUCCUGGCCGCACCCAACCCUGACGAAAAGACCAAGCAGGAGUUGGAGGACCUCACAGCUGACAUCAAGAAGACAGCCAAUAAAGUUCGCUCAAAAUUAAAAGCAAUCGAGCAGAGCAUCGAGCAGGAGGAGGGUCUCAACAGAUCAUCAGCAGAUCUCCGAAUCCGCAAGACACAGCACUCGACGCUGUCACGUAAGUUUGUGGAGGUGAUGACUGAGUACAACACCACGCAGUCCAAGUACCGUGAUCGCUGCAAGGACCGUAUCCAGAGACAGCUGGAGAUCACUGGAAGAACCACCACCAACGAGGAGCUGGAGGACAUGUUGGAGAGUGGCAAACUGGCCAUCUUCACCGAUGAUAUCAAGAUGGACUCUCAAAUGACCAAACAGGCUCUGAAUGAGAUCGAGACCCGACACACUGAGAUCAUCAAGCUGGAAAACAGCAUUCGCGAGCUGCAUGACAUGUUUGUCGACAUGGCCAUGCUGGUGGAAAGUCAGGGAGAGAUGAUUGACAGAAUUGAGUACAACGUGGAGCACUCCGUCGACUACGUGGAGCGAGCCGUCUCAGACACCAAGAAGGCCGUCAAAUACCAGAGCCAGGCCCGCAAGAAGAAGAUCAUGAUCAUCAUCUGCUGCGUCAUCCUCGGCGUAGUCCUGGCGUCGUCCAUCGGCGGCACGCUGGGCUUUUAAGACACUCCGCCCCCGCCGCCACGAUGAUCGACGCCGACCGACCGUCCGACCGACAGCCAGCAGAGAAAAAGAAACACCGACGACGACGACAACAACACAAAAACUUGAAAUACAGAUGCAAGACAGAAAACCAAUCAGCUAGGAAGAGAUAAAGGAAGCAAUCACAGAUCAGAGGAAAGAGCAGGGAACGGGCGGGGCUCCAAAACUGAGAAAAACACAAUAAAAACACCAUCACAUUAUAGCUGACGUAACUAUACCGCAUAUACAAAAGAGGGUACAAAGAAACCUAUUUAUUAAACAUGUACAUGUAAAUGUAUUGAACAUAUGAAGCAACACUUGGGUUAGCUACCUGUACAAACCUAGAAUCCCACAUUCACUUGUUUGUUUGUUUUGCCUUGAUUCUUAUUUUUUAACCGUUUCUUUCGUUUUUUCGGGAGUCUCCGAAGACAGCCACGGUGACAGCUGCAGGGUGGGAGGCCCUCUGAGCUCUCAGCUC
This is a messenger RNA of Salarias fasciatus (jewelled blenny), 1840 nucleotides long. RefSeq names its product syntaxin 1B (gene stx1b). NCBI's taxonomy places the organism in Eukaryota, Metazoa, Chordata, Actinopteri, Blenniiformes, Blenniidae. The transcript is spliced from 10 exons. Gene Ontology annotation, biological process: intracellular protein transport; exocytic insertion of neurotransmitter receptor to postsynaptic membrane; synaptic vesicle fusion to presynaptic active zone membrane. Gene Ontology annotation, molecular function: SNARE binding; SNAP receptor activity. The record is from RefSeq and is a predicted model, not a curated record. Gene Ontology annotation, cellular component: plasma membrane; endomembrane system; SNARE complex. Bases 478 to 1344 code for a protein of 288 amino acids.